AGCAGCGAUUCCACGGAGGAGCGGCGGAGACCCGUAGUGUGCUUUAACCGAGGGCGGACCGUGGGAUUUCAGCCUGUGGAUACACACGCGACGGGAGUUUUUCUUUUUCUCUUUUGUGCGAAGCUAUAAAGGCAAAACAAGAAACACUCUUGGAGAGCAACUCCUUAGACAUAUUCUCCCUCCCCACUCCAGCCGAGGUCGUCUAGCCGGAGAGCUGGAGACCCAUUCUCUUGCGUGGCACAAGUCUGGUAUUUUCUUUCAGUUGCAAAUCCCGACUGACGGCGGAGAUAAGUCGGAGCUGAGGGGCUGAAAAUUUGCUGAUUUUUUUUUUUUUUUUUAAAGCAACUUCUCAUUGCGAGCCAGGACUGCUUGGUUUGGGGGGGUCGAUAGACCCUGCUGUUUGAAUAGCAUACGGAAAAACAGGUUUUUCAUUCAUUUUUCAACCUCACAGCCACCACCCCUGUGGAUCUGUACGCGUUUUCAGCCCACCACCUCCUCACACACACUUAUUCACACGGGGGAUUCUUGUGAGCGACACUGGCUUUAAUUUAUUAUGGUGGUAAAGGCUGCUAAGAUUUAAGUCUGAUUUUUUUUUUGUUGUUGUAUUAACGGGCCUGGUCGCGCUGUGUAGGCUACGCGCAUGCUGUUUUUAAGAGAUGGAGAAUGAAGAUGGGGAUUGCCAUCAUUUAUUCAGUAAAAUCAUGGCUUGUGUGCCAUACCAGCCAACGUCAAAGCAUCCUGUGACUGGCAAAAAUAGCAGAGUGUUUUAGUAUUCCACCCCCCAACGUUUAAAUAUUUUUUGUACACAUUUAUAUAUAUGUUUAGAGCAAAUCCAGACAGAUAAGCGACCACGCAUCAGGAUAUCAGAAGCUUUUGGGCUACGAGGCACUUGUUUUCUCUUUUUCUCCUUUUUUAAAAAUUUUUUUUAGUGAGAAGGCUCUGAUUUAUUGAGCUGAUGUGCACAACUUAAAUAUUUUUACUUCCUUUUUACUCUCAUUAUUUUUAUUUUUUCUUGAAGAGGAGAAUAAUGUUCAGGAACGUAAAAUCAGAAGCACCGAUGGGUGGCCCGAUCUUGUUUUGGGGUCUGAUGCUGUCUGUCUCCACUAUCUGCAUAUGGUCCACAUAUGGAGAGAUCUGUGGCCCGGAUAUCGACCUCCGAAACGACAUCGAUCAAUUUAAGCGUCUUGAGAACUGCACGGUGGUGGAGGGCUACCUGCGCAUCCUCCUCAUCAACGAAAAGACCAGCAACAACAGCCAGCAGGAGGACUUCCGCUCCGUCAGCUUCCCGAAAUUGACCGUCAUCACCGGCUACCUGCUUCUGUUUCGUGUCUCGGGCCUCGAUAGCCUCAGUGUGCUCUUCCCCAACCUGAGCGUCAUUCGUGGGCACAACCUCUUCUACAACUACGCCCUCGUGAUCUAUGAGAUGACCAGCUUAAAAGACAUUGGGCUUUACAACCUGAGGAACAUCACCCGUGGGGCCAUGAGGAUUGAAAAGAACCCUGAGCUCUGCUACCUGGACUCGGUGGACUGGUCAUUUAUUAUGAAUACUGAGUUCAACAAUGUUAUCAACGGGAACAAGAAGGCAAAGGAAUGUGACAACGUCUGCCCGGGGAUCAUGGAGGAUAACCCUCUUUGUCAGCAGACGACGUUCAAUGACAAUCGUAACUACCGCUGCUGGACCUCCAACCAUUGCCAGAAAGUUUGCCCGAAACAAUGUAGGCUUGCCUGUACGGACAAGGGGGAGUGUUGCCACAACCAGUGCCUCGGUAGCUGCACCGAACCCAACAAUGACAUGUCCUGCUCCGCCUGUCUCCACUACUACCACGAGGGUCGGUGUGUCCCAAACUGUCCCCCGGGCACCUACAAGUUUGAGGGCUGGCGCUGCAUUACCAUGGAACUGUGCGCUCAAGUGCAUCUGGCCAGCGAUUUUCACUUUGUCAUCCACGAUGGAGAGUGUAUGCUCGACUGUCCCUCUGGCUUCACACGUAACGAGACUAAUCGUAUGCUAUGCAGUGCUUGUAAUGGCCCGUGUGAUAAGGUCUGCAGAUCCACUGUCAUCGAUUCUGUGAAUGCUGCCGAGUUCCUGCAGGACUGCACCGUCAUCGAUGGCAAUCUGGACAUCAAUAUCCGCCGUGGAAAUAAUAUAGCCCCCGAGCUUGAGAGAUUCAUGGGAUUGAUCCAGACAGUGACGGGCUAUGUUAAGAUUCGACACUCCGACGCUCUUGGCUCGCUGUCCUUCCUCAAGAGCCUACGUUACAUCAAGGGGCAGGAACUCAUCGACAACAUGUAUUCAUUCUCCGCCAUCAACAAUCAGAAUCUGAAGUACUUGUGGAACUGGACUGAGCACAACCUGACUAUUAGCAGUGGACGUCUAUUCUUCCGUCAGAACCCCAAACUCUGCAUGUCUGAGAUCUACAAGAUGUGGGAUAAAACUGGCAUAGCUGUGAAGCCAGAGGAAGGGGAUUUCCGCAACAAUGGCGAAAGAGCCAAUUGUGAAAGCCAUAUCUUGAAAUUCAAAUCCAACAUCACAUCCAGCCAUGUGAUCAAUCUGACAUGGGAGCGCUACCAGCCCCCCAAAAAUGGAACCCUUAUCAGCUUCAUCAUUUACUACAAGGAAUCUCCUUUCCAGAACAUCACUGAGUUUGAUGGCCAGGAUGGCUGUGGCUCAAAUAGCUGGCACAUGGUGGAUGUGGAUCUUCCUAAAGAUAAUAACAAUGACCCAAAUGUCAGACUUCAGCACCUCAAGCCUUGGACUCAGUAUGCUAUUUUUGUGAAGGCCAUCACCCUGCAAGAGAGCGACAAAGAUGCCACUGGAGCAAAGAGUGACAUCAUUUAUAUUCGCACACACCCAUCGUUGCCGUCUGUGCCUAAAGAUGCCCGUGCAUAUGGUAAUUCCUCAACAAAGCUGGUGGUGAAGUGGUCACCUCCACUUUUGCCCAACGGCAAUCUCACUUACUACCUGGUCCGCUGGCAGCGUCAAGCUGAGGAUAGGGAGCUCUACCAACAUGACUACUGCUCCAAAGACUUGAAGAUCCCAAUCCGAAUCCCGGCGUCGGAGCUCACAGACAUGGAAGAGAACACAAAGCCCACGAAGUCAGACCUAGCAGGGCCAGAAAAGGUCCUGUGCUGUGCUUGCCAGAAGACACCAGAAGAGAAGGACCGUGAGAAGGACGACCGUGUCUUCUUGAAAGUUUUUGAGAAUUUCCUCCACAAUUCCAUCUUUCUGGCAAGACCUCAAGAGCGUCGGCGCAGAGACCUUUCUGGUACAGCAAACAACACACUGUUUUAUGAGGGCGGCAGAGGGAAUACCACUCUCGGCGCAGGGGAUAACAGUACAGAUGGCAUUCCUCCUAACGUAGAGUUCCCCUUCACUGAAGACAAGAGCACAACAGAGUAUUUAGAGAUCCCCAAUCUGCGGCCCUUCACCGUCUACCGCAUUGAUAUCCAUGCGUGCAACGAGGUGGUGGGGAAGUGCAGCGCUGGAGCUUUCGUCUUCUCCAGGACCAAACCUGCAGUCAAAGCGGAUGACAUCCCGGGCAAGGUGAUUUUUGAGAGGUGUGACAAAAUCGAGGGGUGUGUGGUGCUGCACUGGCCAGAGCCCGUUAUGCCCAAUGGACUCAUCUUGAUGUAUGAGAUCAAGUUCCGCCUGGGUAAUGAGCCUGAGAAGCACAAGUGUGUGUCGCGACAGGAUUACCGCCGGUACAAAGGAGCUCGACUAACCAACCUUGGCUCGGGGAACUACUCCGCCCGAGUGCGUGCCACUUCCCCGGCAGGAAACGGCUCCUGGACAGAAAGUGUUUUCUUCUAUGUGUCUCCACCUAAACGUGAUGACGGUGUUACGUUGUAUGUGGUCAUCAUAAUUCCCAUCAUUGUGACAAUUUUUGUCGCCGGCCUCAUCACCAUCCUCUUCUAUGUGAACAAAAAGAGGAACAGUGACAGACUGGGGAACGGCGUCCUGUAUGCAUCAGUCAAUCCAGAGUACCUCAGUGCUACUGAGAUGUAUGUCCCAGAUGAGUGGGAGGUAGCAAGGGAGAAGAUCACUAUGCACAGGGAACUGGGCCAGGGAUCCUUCGGCAUGGUGUACGAAGGCAUCGCAAAGGGAGUAGUGAAGGACGAACCUGAAACGAGAGUGGCCAUCAAGACGGUCAAUGAGACGGCCAGCAUGAGGGAGCGAAUUGAGUUUUUGAACGAGGCCUCUGUCAUGAAGGAGUUCAACUGUCACCAUGUGGUGCGGCUGCUUGGCGUGGUCUCUCAGGGACAGCCAACCUUAGUGAUUAUGGAGCUGAUGACUCGCGGAGAUCUCAAGAGCCACCUGCGCUCCCUGCGCAAAGAAAACGCCACCAGCCAGGUCUUACCCCCACUCAAAAAGAUGAUCCAGAUGGCUGGAGAAAUCGCAGACGGUAUGGCGUACCUAAACGCCAACAAAUUUGUCCACAGAGAUCUGGCAGCGAGGAACUGCAUGGUAGCAGAGGACUUCACUGUGAAGAUUGGAGAUUUUGGCAUGACCAGAGAUAUUUAUGAGACGGACUACUACCGAAAAGGAGGAAAGGGCCUGCUGCCUGUCCGCUGGAUGUCUCCAGAGUCACUGAAAGAUGGCGUGUUUACUACAAUGUCUGAUGUCUGGUCAUUUGGUGUCGUGCUGUGGGAAAUCGCCACCUUAGCUGAACAGCCUUACCAGGGGAUGUCCAAUGAACAAGUGCUGCGCUUUGUCAUGGAGGGAGGACUCUUGGACAAACCUGACAACUGCCCUGACAUGCUGUUUGAACUGAUGCGAAUGUGCUGGCAGUAUAACCCUAAGAUGCGUCCGUCCUUCUUGGAGAUCAUCAGCAGCAUCAAAGACGAACUGGAUCCUCCCUUCAGGGAAGUGAGCUUCUUCUACAGCGAGGAGAACAAGCCGCCGGACACAGAGGAGCUGGACAUGGAGGUAGAAAACAUGGAGAACAUUCCACUGGACCCUUCAUCCGUGAGGCAGCCGUCGACUGCUGUCAUUUCCUCGUCUGGGUGUGCAGGAGGCAUGUCUCCUCCUUCUACGCAUCAGUUAUCCCCCAUGCAAGGCCCGAGUACGCCAUUACUGGGACCUGUUUCUAACUCUCCUCCCGGCCCACUUGCUUCAGCCUUGGUGUCUCCAGGACUAGCCUUGGACAAGCACUCAGGACAUGCUUCGGCCAACGGGCCUGUCGUGGUGCUGCGGCCCAGUUUUGAUGAGAUACAACCCUAUGCACACAUGAACGGGGUCAGAAAGAACGAACGGGCGCUACCACUGCCCCAGUCAUCAGCCUGCUGAUAUCAGACCAGCCCUCUCCUCCUUCCCCUUUUACACAGGGUAUCACAGACCUCUCAUCUGUCUCUUAAGGAGGGAUGGAUGAGGUAAGAAAUUGCUUUCUUCUACUGUUUGCCAGUAGAUGGUCUCUCCACUCUUAAGGUCAAACAUAAACUCGGAAGAAAUGGAAAACAAGAUAGCACAGAGCAAUUGGUGGCUCAAGCUCAACACUGGGAAACUCCAUCCUGCGCAGCCUGUAUCUGAGUCUUUGUUAUGUAAGAGUCCUUAAAGAAGGAAAACGAUACAGGCAUGUAUCCUGACUUACAGAUUUACACAUGAACUUUAAGAAAAUCUUCUUUUUUUUUUAAAGCAUAUCUGCCAGCAAAACCAACAGAAGAGCACUUUUUCCUCACGAUUUCAGAGGUGAUGUGAUGGAUAUUCAAGUGUGUAUUUAUACACAUAAUACAUAAUACAGCAUAGCUCCAUUUCUAAAAUUACUUUCCAUCAAAAUGACUGUAUUCACAUGAGCAGACUGCCUCAUGUUGCGUGAGGAUUAGAAAGGUUCCAACUUUUCUGAUCCUCUAAGAUCUUUUUUUUUUUCAUUUUAUUUUACUGUUGAUGUUUCUAUGGGAUUUUGUCCUGUGUAGGUCAGAAUGGUAGAGGAAGAUCUAUUUUCUGCCAGACUAUUGCCAAAUCAUGCUUUCUCUUCAGUUUCCUAAAAGGUGUCCCUUCUUACUGACGAUUGUGGUUCAGAGUUGUCUGUGUGAAAGAUAAUGCCAAGAUUGCCUGGCUGUUUUCAGUCUUCAUGUUUAUCUGUCACUGCUCCUGGAGCAGCUGUGUGUAGGAGUUUGCUGCCUUCACCAUUGGUUAUCACUUAUUUUCUAUGUUUAACGCAGAUUUUACUGGUUCCAUCUCAAAACUGAGGACUGGCUGACUUGUUCUCAGCCCAUGUAAUAAUUUUUCUCUUUUUCUGUGUGCACACCAAUCACAUGGCGGCACAGUGGUAUAGUGGUAAGAGCUGUCGCCUCACAAAGUAGAAGGUUCUGUGUUCAAACGCUGGCUGCAGACACUGUGUGGAGUUGACAUGUUUUCCCUGUGCCUCUGUGGGUUCUCUCCAGGUACUCUGGCUUCUUCCCACAGUCCAAAGACGUGCAUGUUAGGUCAAUUGGUGUUUCUAAAUUGGCCACGGAUGUCUGCUACAGCCUGCAUCCAUGGCUAUUUAAAAUGUGACUGAGUGGUCAGCAAGACUAAUAAAGCACUAAAUAUGUGAGAGCAUUACAAACACCUGACAGAUUUUCAGAAAAAGAGAAAAGCCGUGGUGCUGAUUGGCUAAUCAAAAGUUUGCUUGCCCACCUACAUGCCCUUCAUUACUUUCAUCUUUCAAACAUCUGAGGGAAGAAGGCAUGUGAUUGAAGCACAGCCAACUCUGAGUCACAGCCUCUGUCUUUGUUUAAUUUAUUUAAAAAAAGAAAAAAGAAAAAAAAAAAGACUGAAAACAUCAAAGCAUCAGAAGGUCGCACUUCAAAUGAGCAAAUCACUGAACUUUAUACUUUACGAAUACAACUCUGGCUCCACUUUGACUUCUUCUAACCUUUUUUUUCUGAGAUUUUCAAUUGUGCAUUUCACAGUGGGAGGUGAACAUGGUUCGCCGGCACUGCUGUACCGAAUACAACGCAAGAGACAGAAAAUGAGGUGAUUUUAGUAGCCUAGAGACAGCUUUCAAGUCACAGGUGGUCUCUUUUUAGAACAGUCAAUAGUUUAUCUACAUUUCAAACACAUAUAAAGGUCUUACAGUUGUAUUUUUGACUGCAGGAUCGUUUUUAUACACUCAUUGGUUUUUGUCACUUUUUUAAAACCUUUUUACGGUUAAAAAAUGUUUGCCUCUAUGUCUGUACAGAACAAAGCUGCUAUUUUAUUCUUUUCCUCUUUUGGAUGAUAUAUAUAUAUAUAUAUAUAUAUAUAUAUAUAUCAUCCAAUAUAUAUAUAAAGAAAUCCUUCAGGUUUGGUAUUUUAUGGUCUCCACAACAGUCCAUUUCUAAUACCCUUAAACUGUUCAGAAAAUAUCCAAUUUAAAUCACAAAACGUGACCCCCGAAAGGUUUUCUGCAACACUACAUUUUGUUAAUUGCCUUUUCUUUUUAUGAAAUGUUUCUUUCUCUAUUUCUGGAUGUCUAUAUUAUUAUUAUUAUUAUUAAUGUUAUUAUUAUUUAGAACGGACACCUUGGCUCAGUCUGUGAGCAGAGCGUGUACUUUCUGCAUCCCUUUUUUUGUACUUUAUUGUCUAGCACUGCGCCUGGCAUUGGCCACUAGGUGCGACUCGAUCUCAGGUCAAAGUUAAGGCUUUGCUUUCUCCACACAUUCUCACAACAUCAUCCUGUACUUGCUUCACCAUUUCCUCCUCCUUUCCUGCUCCUGAUCAUCAUGACCCCCCCCUUCUGAAGUCAGGAUAAGUUCCAGUAUACGAGAUAUUUACCAGAUCUGGUAUUUUAACCCAUCCACGUCCUGCCUCGUUUUUUUCCGAUUAGAUAGGGCUAAAUUAAGUUGUCUCGUUUGCCUUAAUAUAUGCCAACCAUCUUUUAACCGUUUCACUUCUACUCCCUCCUCUAGCUCAGUGUUCCCUCUGCUGAUUUCCUUUCUUCAGACUUAUUGUUUAAUCUUCACGACGACUGCUUCUUAAAACCAAAUAAAGGAUGGGUUAAAAUCCAGGGAAGGGAACGCAUUUCAAUGUCACGAAUGGCUGAAUACUGAAAGUGUUUUGAAGGAUUUCUGCUCAUGUUACCUGGUGAUUCCCCUUCCCCUUCUUUUAUUUUAUUUUUUUCUGUAGAAAUGUUAUUUAUUUCUUCUUCUUUUUUUUUUUCCUUUUGUGAUAUCAGUUUAAAUCACUGUAUAAAUGCCCCAUGAUUCAGUAUAAAGUUGGAUUUUUUUGUAUGCAUUUUCUUUGGUGUCAUGACUGGGGGACUUAAAACCUUUUCUUUUUUUCCCCCCUUUAAGUAUAUCUACCUCACUCUUUUUAAAUAUAUGUAUGCAUAUGGAAAACAAAUACAUCUCACUCUUUCUCGUUUUUUUUUUAAACCCCCACAGGGAUCUAGAUAAACCUCACGAAGCGGACUAACACAGGAGAUGGAAUGGAAGUGUUGUUAAGUUACCCCGGCCAUUUCUGGCCCAGCGGGUUAAAGCUUUUAGAAAAAAAAAGGCCCGCGCGUUUGCUCAAAUUGAACAGCAGCCGUUAGUACGGUGUAGUUUUGCUCUCAGUGUUAAAUGUAAAUGAGUAUUUAUGUGAGGACAUCGAUCUACACUGUAUUUUAACCGAGGCAGGUGCAGUACGUGAUAAGACAGGAGGCCAGGGCUCAACACCACACAUUCCAUCUCCAAACAUAAAUGUCACAACCUCAAAUCCUCAAAAGACAAAAACUUUUAAUUUUUCCUCUUCUAAAAUGCUUUUAUAUAAAAGUCUAAAAUAAAAAAUGUAUAUACAUACAUAUAUAUAUAGAUAGAUAUAAAACGGGAAAUAUUUAAAAAGGGAAACUUUUUCAUCACCUCCAAUAAAACAAUUUGACCUGCAGCCUGUGAUGCUGCGAGCAUACGGUGCAACUCCACCUCUCACUUUAUUCCAAGCAAACAGAUGGCAUUCACUUUUUCAGAACAACAACAACAAAAACUAGAUAGCUGUGAACUUUCCAUAAUAUGGGGAAAGCAGCCUCCUACGUAUUUCUAACUUCUGUAGGAACCCCUAAAUCAAUGAUUUCCACGUUGGAAUCACAAGAGCAGUAAAACAGUGUCAUUUUCUACCCUUAUAAACUCUUCGUGGUUAUGUGAAUGUCAUCAUCCCCCUUCCCCUUCCUUCCCAGUCUGAAUGCCAAGACAUUCUGACCCCAGCGUUCAUUUCCACUCUCGUUAUCGGUGCCACUCCCUCACUGUCCGUUCAGAGUUGUUUUGCUCUAUCAAAAGUCAAGUCUGCAACCCCCGUUUUUUUUGUCUGGCCCGUUGUAACUGAUACUUACAGUAAUGCUGCUGGUUCAGUCACCUCAGUAGAUCUUAUUUUGUCACCACAAAAUAGGAGGGGAAAAAAAGAGAGAGAACAAGCGUGAAAAGGUGGCAAAGUAGCUUUUACAUCUCAAAGCGUCUCAUUAAAAAACAAAAACAAAAGAAACCUCAGUGCUACUUUUUAACUCGCAGUGGCUACUUGGCGAGCGUUAACUCAGUGCAAGGGCUGAUGGGCUGGGAACAUUAGAUAAUUUGCAUUUAUAUGAAUACCCAAAAGCAAUAAGAAAAGAAAAUGGGAUCACAGAUAGGCAACCAGGUAACUUCUAAUGUGAAAUUUGGGUGCUCAAUUAAAGUUCUUGGUAAAUAAAAAAAAUAGAUAAAACUGUCUGAUUGCUGUUUAAUAUCACAACGGUUUAAAAAUCACCACUGACAAGCAAACAGCUUAGGUAGUUACUUAACAUAUCUAUGCAUUUCUGUUUUUGUUUUUUUGCUGUAUUAUGGUAUAUGUCAACUUUCCAGUUCUGAGAGUAGACACUGAUCUGUUCUGAGGUGAAUAGCUGUUGAAUAACUAGUUACCAUUAGAUCACGAACCUGUCAAAGCUUACAACAUUUACAAUGAACUCGUGGACAUGUAUAGGACAGGGAUGUUGCGUAGAUUUACGGGUAGUCACGGUGAAGAGUAAUCAUGGUUAGAAAAAGACGAUAGUUUACAGCUUCACGCGAUACUUUUUUUUUUUGCGUUACCUUAGGUUUAAACAGCAUAAAUAUACACUACAGUUUAGUCGUCUGUCAACAUUUCAAUUCUUCAGAAUGUUCUUCAUGCAAAUGUCAGGUUUAUGGAGAAUGCAUCAGUGCAUUUAAACUGCAAUAAUAAGUUUGAGGUUCAUCAUCAUCCUGCGCCUCUGUUUUUAAUGAUUUGCAUUCCUGUACCUUCUGAGGGGCCUUGGUCUACUACUACUAUUAUUUUAUUAUCAUGCUUUCACAAAAUCUGUGUGUUCAUUAGAUUGGGGAAAGAAAUAAUCAAAACGAAAAAUCACUAGACUGUCUUCUUUCAAGCUCUAUAUCUGAGGCCUCAAAGUUUUUCACACCUAUAGCUGAGAUGGUGUAUUUUUUAAAACACCUUCUCUGAAUAUGUAUCUGAGAAUUUCUUGUAUUUUCUUUCUCUUUUUUUUUUUUGCUGAAAUUUUGAAUAAAUAAAUGAAUGAGAACUA
Messenger RNA from Maylandia zebra (zebra mbuna), 10454 nucleotides. RefSeq names its product insulin-like growth factor 1a receptor (gene igf1ra). The record is from RefSeq and is a predicted model, not a curated record. Gene Ontology annotation, molecular function: ATP binding; insulin receptor activity; insulin receptor substrate binding. Gene Ontology annotation, biological process: protein autophosphorylation; positive regulation of kinase activity; positive regulation of MAPK cascade. NCBI's taxonomy places the organism in Eukaryota, Metazoa, Chordata, Actinopteri, Cichliformes, Cichlidae. Gene Ontology annotation, cellular component: plasma membrane; insulin receptor complex; axon.